Pocillopora verrucosa is the source of this 1434-nucleotide messenger RNA. The record is from RefSeq and is a predicted model, not a curated record. NCBI's taxonomy places the organism in Eukaryota, Metazoa, Cnidaria, Anthozoa, Scleractinia, Pocilloporidae.
AUGCAACAUUUGUGGGUUCUCGUACCUAUCGCAUUGGGUGUAUGUUUAGGCGUGGUAUCUGUAACAGGAGAUGAUAGGUGCCGCAAACAGAAUAUGGAUGUAGCGAUUUUCGGUGACAUAUCAAGGAGUAUGAGGAAGCAACACCGCAAACAGAUGAUCAGCUUUAUUGAAGGGUUACUUGACAAAACUCUUGUUUCCGCCGACGGAAAUCAUGUUGCUCUUGGCACAUUUGGAGAUUCUGCUGAUGUUGCUAUCAUGUUUAACGAAGAGGUAUUCCAAGAUACAAGCAAUCUGAAGAAGGCUGCAAAAGCAAUGUUCAUGGUUAGGCCAAAGUUAGUUGGAACUCGUACAGAUCUUGCUUUGGACCUGGCUAGCAGGAAAGUGUUUACAGCAGCUGGAGGGGACAGACCCGAAGCCAAGAACAUCUUACUUGUCGUAACUGAUGGAAAACCUUACAUCAGAAAGAAAGACAAGAAACCAUUUAUUCCUUUUGAAACGUCAACGAAAGCGUUGGAGGCUGAAGGUGUUCUCGUCGUCGUUGUUGGGGUUGGUCCAGCUGUGGAAAAUGAAAAGGAGAAAAUGGAAGAGGUUGCUGGUGAAAAAGGCAUUGCUCUUUUGGUCCCGAGCUUUGACAUACUAAGCGAUCAUUUAGACGAGGUCUUAGAACUUUAUUGUGCAAUUGACGGCAAUUACACCGAGUGGAAGGAGUCUGACUGCAGUGUGACGUGUGGAGGAGGAGUAAUGACACUUACAAGAACCUGUACCAAUCCUCCGCCGUCUAAUGGUGGAAAGGACUGCAGUGAACUGGGACCGGCUGAAAAGACACUUGCAUGCAACGAACAAGAAUGCCCAAUUGAUGGCGGAUACACCGAAUGGGAGGAGUCAGAGUGCAGUGCGACAUGUGGAGGAGGAGUAAUAACUAAAACAAGAACUUGUACCAAUCCUGCUCCACAACACGGUGGAAAGGACUGCAGUGAUCUGGGACCAGCUGAAAUGACACUUUCCUGCAACGAGCAAGAAUGCCCGAUUGAUGGCGGAUACACCGAAUGGGAGGAGUCUGAGUGCAGUGCGACAUGUGGAGGAGGAGUAAUAACUAAAACAAGAAAUUGUACCAAUCCUGCUCCACAACACGGUGGAAAGGACUGCAGUGAACUGGGACCAGCUGAAAUGACACUUUCCUGCAACGAGCAAGAAUGCCCGAUUGAUGGCGGAUACACCGAAUGGGAGGAGUCUGAGUGCAGUGCGACAUGUGGAGGAGGAGUAAUAACUAAAACAAGAACUUGUACCAAUCCUGCUCCACAACACGGUGGAAAGGACUGCAGUGAACUGGGACCAGCUGAAAUGACACUUUCAUGCAACGAAGAAUCAUGCGCUAUUGAUGGCAACUACAUUAAGUGGACUUGUGAGCACUUAAUUAAGGACAAAGAGAUUUGA